This is a messenger RNA of Saccostrea cuccullata (small rock oyster), 374 nucleotides long. Its product is annotated as large ribosomal subunit protein eL24-like. The record is from RefSeq and is a predicted model, not a curated record. Gene Ontology annotation, molecular function: structural constituent of ribosome; mRNA binding. Gene Ontology annotation, cellular component: cytosolic large ribosomal subunit. The transcript is spliced from 5 exons. The coding region runs from base 65 to 343 and encodes 92 amino acids. Lineage: Eukaryota; Metazoa; Mollusca; Bivalvia; Ostreida; Ostreidae. Gene Ontology annotation, biological process: cytoplasmic translation.
AAGGGUAAAUAAAGAAUUCACUGCGUUCCUAAAGCCUUCGGUCUUUCAACUUCCGGUAUCAAUCAUGAAGAUUGAACUUUGCUCGUACAGUGGGUAUAAAAUCUACCCUGGACAUGGAAAACGUAUCGUCAAAGUUGACGGAAGGGUUUUCCAGUUCCUCAACAGUAAAUGUGAGGCCUCACACAUGAUGAAGAGGAACUUAGCUGCUAAAGAAAAACAAAAGGCAAAGGAUGCCCAAAAGAAACAACAGAAGGCCCAGGCAUCAAGAACUGCCCAGCCUAAGAUGAAGCCCUCACAGAAAGGCGGAGCCGCAACAAAACCACGAGUGGGAGGAAAACGUUAAUAUUUAUAUCAAUAAAAACAGACUUCUGGGA